Messenger RNA from Sceloporus undulatus (fence lizard), 2877 nucleotides. RefSeq names its product solute carrier family 35 member A2 (gene SLC35A2). The record is from RefSeq and is a predicted model, not a curated record. Gene Ontology annotation, biological process: pyrimidine nucleotide-sugar transmembrane transport. Bases 72 to 1226 code for a protein of 384 amino acids. Gene Ontology annotation, cellular component: Golgi membrane. Lineage: Eukaryota; Metazoa; Chordata; Lepidosauria; Squamata; Phrynosomatidae. The transcript is spliced from 5 exons. Gene Ontology annotation, molecular function: UDP-galactose transmembrane transporter activity.
UGCGGCGGUGACUUGGGGAUGCGGAAGUGCCGGCUGCGGCGGGGUCGCUCGGUUGCCCGGCGGUUGCCACCAUGGCAGCGGCUGGGGGGCCCGGGAACGGAGGCGGAGGAGGGAGCCCGGCGUUGGCCUCCGGAGGCAAUCGGCAACUGAAGUACAUCAGUUUAGCUGUCUUAGUGGUGCAGAAUGCCUCUCUCAUCCUCAGCAUUCGCUAUGUACGCACGCUGCCUGGGGACCGAUUCUUUGCCACAUCAGCAGUGGUCAUGGCUGAAGUCCUUAAAGGAGUCACCUGCCUGCUCCUCAUCUUCAUUCAGAAACAAGGUAACUUAAAACAGUUUGCCAUCUCCUUGUAUGACUCCAUUGUGGUGCAGUACAUGGACACACUCAAACUAGCAGUGCCUUCUCUCAUUUACACCCUCCAAAACAACCUCCAGUAUGUGGCUAUUUCCAACCUGCCUGCAGCCACCUUCCAGGUCACCUACCAACUGAAGAUCCUCACCACAGCUGUCUUCUCGGUGCUGAUGCUCCGCAAGAGUCUGUCCCGUCUCCAGUGGCUGUCCCUUGUGCUGCUUUUUGCUGGUGUAGCCAUUGUCCAGGUGGAGCAACAGCAGGCAGGGGGCAAAGGAACCCCCGGGGGCCAGGGAGCACAACAGCAGCAGACCUACAUUGUGGGGCUGAUGGCCGUGGUGGUGUCGUGCCUCUCAUCUGGCUUUGCUGGGGUCUAUUUUGAAAAGAUCCUCAAAGGCAGUGCAGCCUCUGUCUGGCUACGUAACGUUCAACUGGGCAUCUUCGGGACCUUGCUGGGGCUGUUGGGCAUGUGGUCCACGGAUGGAACAGCCGUGGCUGAGCAUGGAUUCUUCUUUGGCUACACCCCGCUGGUGUGGGGAGUGAUCCUGAACCAGGCCUUUGGAGGUCUUUUGGUGGCAUUAGUUGUGAAAUAUGCGGACAACAUCCUGAAGGGCUUUGCCACCUCCUUCUCCAUCGUGGUGUCCACCGUGGCUUCCAUCUACCUCUUUGACUUCCAUCUCAACUUACCCUUUGCUCUAGGAGCAGGGCUGGUCAUAGGGGCUGUCUAUCUAUACAGCUUGCCCAAGGGACCUUUGACCAGCCGGUCCUUAAUGGGGACAGCUACACAGCAGCAGGGCCAUGCAGCACAAAGCAAAGAACUUCCUUCCGUGACGACAGAUGGCUUCCUGACCAAGAUUUCGUCUAAAGAAAAAGGAUCUUAAAGCAUCAGGAGAAACUACUUGCAAGACCUGAGAGUGAAGAACUCCGGAUUAAAGAUCUGUCCUCUGUGCUUCCUAGGAGCCUCUUCAUGUUUACAACAACAGUGAUAUCUCCCUUGUAAUGGCAGCUCUUUGGCUGUGCCUCAACAGUGGUCUGGCAUAUUCAGGAUGAAACCAUGUGCUUUCCAUUCAGACUACCUUUGUUUUAAGUCCUGGCUCGCACAAACACAAUUCAUGCUAAGCAGCAAAUGACACCAAGCAAUGGCUUUCCGUUUGUGAUUUUAGACCAUCACUCAAGGACUAUCAAAUUUGGUGUUGUUUUUUUUAAAUGGGGGCAGCCAGUCUGAACACCCUGAACUCUGACUUGCACCUUGUGUUUACUUGCACCCUAGUUUACAUUUGCAGAAAUCCUCCUGCACUCCAACAUAAAACACUGUUACAGGCCACAGCAUUCUAUACAAUGCAAGAGGCUGUUUCCAAUCCUCCAUUUUGCUGAGCAUGGUAAAGACUACUUGUAGAGAACUCAAAAUCUUGUGAAAUUUUGGGCAGGCCUGAUCAUGGUUUUUACUGGGUUGGUUUAAAAAAAAAUGGAACAAUUUGGGGAGGAGGGUGUCACAACUCUAAUGACAGAAACAAGACUUUCAAAUCACCUCAGACAAAUGAUUUUCAGCAGAGUCAUUUCCACAAUGCCAGCCACAAGCAAGAUGGCAAAGAAAUACACCAGUUUGUGACACAAGUGUCCACUGAAUAGCACUGUGUUUGUGAGGACUUGAAUGUUUUGUCAUCCACAACCUGGGGAUCUUGUGGCUAGUCAGAGGUUGUUGAACUACAGCAAUCUCAGCCAGUAUCAAAAAUGGUGAGGAAUGCUGCGAGUUGCAUAUUGGGAGGCCAAAACUCUUACUCAUGCGCUCUGCUAUAUGCUUUUUGCACCUAUGAAUGGGGAUUAAUUUCCCAUUGGAGGUAACUCGGUUGAAGCUCUAAGGUAAAAACCAAUGUCUAAUACGUGCCAAACCCUUUGUGCUUUGCUCUGCUGAGAUCAAAAGGAGUAAGCAAACCCUGACUCAAAGAUGAAAAAUGUGUGGCCCUCCAAGAUGUUACCAGCCUGCAGCUCCUUCAUUCCCUCACCAUUAGCCAUGGCUGAUGAGAACUGUAGCCCAAUAAUGGUUGGGCAUUUCUACAUCCCUACCUUAGUAGCACUACUUGGGUUUUGACAGCUUUCAUUUAAAAGCAUGGGUUCUAUCUAUGCAUUGUUUAGGCUCAAAAGGUUUAAGGCCUUGUGUGCUAGAGAGGAGAUGGAAGGGUAGCAGGACUUUUGAGCAGCUAUAUGUAGCCGCAGGACACUAAAAGUCCUGCUUCGCUUACCUCACCAUCCUUAGCUCAUUGUGUAGGCCUAUUUGCCUCCUUACCUCUCAUGUAGAGGGAGGAACCAUAUUAUGCACUAAAUAGGACUUGCAGUCCUAGCUUGCCCCCUUCCCCUGCCAUCACUGCAGAACUAUAGCAUCAUGUUCAGUAUUAAUUUUCUUUGAGGAAGCUACUUAAUGUAUUCCAUGCUUGGAAGCAAGCCUAUUCUAUUUUCAAUGCUCAUGAUACUGCUUGUUCCACAUUUUAUUUUGAGAGAGACUAAUACAGCUUUGUAAGCAAACUGUCUGUGAUG